This is a messenger RNA of Oryza sativa Japonica Group (Japanese rice), 1897 nucleotides long. RefSeq names its product putative UDP-rhamnose:rhamnosyltransferase 1. The record is from RefSeq and is a predicted model, not a curated record. Lineage: Eukaryota; Viridiplantae; Streptophyta; Magnoliopsida; Poales; Poaceae. Gene Ontology annotation, molecular function: UDP-glycosyltransferase activity.
AUUGUACUCAAAAGUUGUUGCGACUUGAUCACAUCCCAGAUGAUGUUUACUUGGGAGCCAACAAGGAUUUCUAGAAUUUUAAAAUCCGCGCACGAGGAGCGCGAGCUGCAACGUUGCACCUUAGAAUGACGCGCGACAAAGCUGAAAGCUCCUUAAAAUUAUGGACGCCCACGACACACACGGACACGCGUUGCUACCUCGCCAUUGGAGAACCAGUUUGCUCUAGCUGCUCCGGCCGCGACGCCGCCGUUGCACCGGCCGGCACGAUGGGAGACGGCGGCGGCGGCGGGCUCGACGUGGUGGUGUUCCCGUGGCUGGCGUUCGGGCACAUGAUCCCCUACCUCGAGCUGUCCAAGAGGCUGGCGGCGAGGGGCCACGACGUCACGUUCGUCUCCACGCCGCGGAACGUGUCCAGGCUCCCGCCGGUGCCGGCGGGCUUGUCUGCGCGUCUCCGGUUCGUGUCGCUGCCGAUGCCGCCGGUGGACGGGCUGCCGGAGGGAGCCGAGUCGACGGCCGACGUGCCGCCGGGGAACGACGAGCUCAUCAAGAAGGCGUGCGACGGCCUCGCCGCCCCGUUCGCCGCGUUCAUGGCGGAUCUCGUCGCCGCCGGUGGGAGGAAGCCGGAUUGGAUCAUAAUCGACUUCGCCUACCACUGGCUCCCGCCCAUCGCCGCCGAGCACAAUGUGCCGUGCGCCGUGUUCCUGAUCGUGCAGGCCGCGGCGAUCGCGUUUCUGGGGCCGAGGUGGGCGAACGCCGCGCACCCGCGCGCGCCGCUGGACUUCACCGCGCCGCCGAGGUGGUUCCCUCCACCUUCCGCCAUGGCGUACCGCCGCAACGAGGCGAGGUGGGUCGUCGGCGCCUUCCGGCCCAACGCCUCCGGCGUGUCCGACAUUGAGCGCAUGUGGCGCACCAUCGAGAGCUGCCGCUUCACCAUCUACCGGAGCUGCGACGAGGUCGAGCCUGGGGUGCUAGCCCUCCUCAUCGACCUCUUCCGUCGGCCCGCCGUCCCAGCCGGGAUCCUUCUGACGCCGCCGCCCGACCUCGCCGCCGCCGACGACGACGACGUCGACGGCGGAAGCUCAGCUGACCGUGCCGAGACGCUCCGGUGGCUCGACGAGCAGCCGACCAAGUCGGUCAUCUACGUGGCGCUGGGGAGCGAGGCGCCGGUGACGGCAAAGAACCUGCAGGAGCUCGCACUGGGGCUGGAGCUCGCUGGCGUGCGCUUCCUGUGGGCGCUCCGGAAACCGGCGGCGGGAACGCUGAGCCACGCCUCCGCCGCCGACGCCGACGAGCUCCUCCCCGACGGGUUCGAGGAGCGGACGCGCGGGCGCGGCGUGGUGUGGACGGGGUGGGUGCCGCAGGUGGAGGUGCUCGCGCACGCCGCGGUGGGCGCGUUCCUGACGCACUGCGGCUGGGGCUCCACCAUCGAGAGCCUCGUGUUCGGCCACCCGCUGGUGAUGCUGCCGUUCGUCGUCGACCAGGGCCUCGUCGCGCGGGCGAUGGCGGAGAGGGGCGUCGGCGUGGAGGUCGCCAGGGAGGACGACGACGAGGGCUCGUUCGGCCGGCACGACGUCGCCGCGGCGGUGCGGCGCGUCAUGGUGGAGGAUGAACGCAAGGUGUUCGGCGAAAACGCCAGGAAAAUGAAGGAAGCGGUUGGGGAUCAGCGACGGCAGGAGCAGUACUUCGACGAGCUGGUGGAGCGCCUCCACACCGGAGGAGGGGAGAUCAAUGACGAAAAAUACUGUUAAAAUGCGUGUUAAUUCUGUGGUGAAUAAUAAGAGCCUGAUAACAUUGUCAAGCCUAAUAUGAGAUGUUUAUAUUACACUGUGGACGUACACGCAUGUACACCAUACAUUGGCAAUAAUAAGAUUGUCAAAGCAGCAAGGUUUGCAUGGGA